GGCCCGGCCCAGCAGGGCCCCACACCACAUAGAGUGUAAUGAGAGCUUGGGCCACAGACAGAAAUAGUGCGUCCCAAAGGGCUCCUCGACGUCGCCUGUCUGGCUUGCUUUGCCGUGCUGGGUGCUCAGGGCACCGGGCCCCAUCUCCGACAUGGCUGGGCUCCUCUGCAGAACCAAGCGAAAGAAACAAGUGGAUGAACACCUGGAAGAAGGCAAACAGGCCAUCAAUGCUCCACUUCUGGCCCCAAGAGUGGAUGCACUGCCUGAUAACACACUGCUUGAUGAUAACACUGAGAGGAGCAUGCUGGAUCCCAGCUCGAGGGACAACCCCAAGUUUAAAGAACUGCAGAGGCUGCUGAUUGACUGGAUUAACAAUGAACUGGUGGAGGAGAGGAUUAUUGUCAAGGACCUGGAAGAAGACCUGUAUGAUGGGCAGGUGCUGCAGAAGCUGUUUGAGAAGCUGUCCCGAUGGACGCUGAACAUGGCAGAGGUGACGCAGUCAGAGACUGGUCAGAAGCAGAAGCUGAAAACGGUUCUGGGAGCUGUGAACCAAUUACUGAGGCCCCACGGCUGGGACAUCGAUUGGAGUGUGGAUUCUGUCCAUUCCAAGAACCUGGUGGCUAUCGUGUCCCUGCUGGUGGCCCUGGCCAUGCACUUCCAGGCCCCCAUCCGCCUACCGGAGCACGUCUCCGUACAGAUAAUUCUUGUCAAGAAAAGAGAUGGCAUACUACAGACCUCCCAUGUGACCAAAGAGCUGACUACUACCAAUGAAAUGAUGCUGAGGAAAUUUGAAAGAGAUGCAUUUGACACUCUGCUUGAUCAUGCUCCUGACAAGCUCAACAUAGUUAAGAUGUCUCUCAUCACAUUUGUGAAUAAACACCUGAACAAACUCAACCUCGAGGUGACGGAGCUGGAGUCACAGUUUGCAGAUGGGGUGUACCUGGUGCUGCUGAUGGGUCUACUGGAGGGGUACUUUGUGCCCCUGUACAACUUCUAUCUCACGCCAGAGAACUUUGAACAGAAGGUGCACAAUGUGGCCUUUGCCUUCGAGUUGAUGCAGGAUGCGGGAAUCAAGAAGCCCAAAUCUCGCCCUGAAGAUGUUGUCAACAUAAUUUUGAAGUCCACUCUGAGGGUCCUCUACAACCUGUUCACUAAAUACAGAAACACAGAGUAAGCAUGAGCUGUUAGCCCCCCCUCCAUAAAAGGCUUAUCACCCCUGUCACAUGAUGGCCUGUCCUGGGGUGGCAUGUAUUAUAGUACUGCCAGUCUCUGUCAGGCUUUAUACGGACCUGCAGAAGUGAUGCUUCAAUAGCCAAUGAGAAGCAGCAUCACCUCCUACUGUGGGUGACACCCACUCUCUCAGUGUUGGUAUAGACAGUGACAAAUGAUCAGUAACAAUGGGGGAAAAUCAUUAAGCAUGGAUGACAUGGGGGACUUUGGGAAAAAAACUGCUAAAAAACAUAUGAAUAGUGGUUGGGCUUUCAGCACCUGCUUCACAAUCAUGAAUUUGUAAACUUAAAUUAUUAUGCAACCUGCCUAUGAGAAAAAUGCAGAAAAAAGGCUUAAAUUAAGAGGUUUGUUUCCAUUCAGCUUAGGAGCAUUAAAAAUCUAGAGUGUCUUAAGAAUAGAGUAAUAUUGAAAAGUUUACUUAAGCAUAUUGAAGACUUUUUCCACUGUUGAGCUGUGAACAAUCAAACCUGGUCCUGAGUGGGGUUUUGAACUUAAUGUCUAAGCUGCUCUUAGUGUAUAUACACGCUUUUAUAGGCUUCCUUUAGCUCUCUGCAAAUGUUUCUGAAGGCUUUGUUAUUGGGGUAGUGUCGGUUUUACAAAAGGAAUGCAAUGCUACGUGUGUCCUACUUUCACACACUUGCACUUGUUUCCAAGAUUGUGUCAAAUGUCACAGCAGUGAGGUGGAUGUGCUUUCUGAAUGUUUGUUGUUCUUAUCACCACUGUUGUAUCAUUUAGGUUUUAACACUGAGUGACAGUUGCAGGUAAUGUGGUCUGGUAAUUAAGUGGAUUUUAAAAGGUGUAAUCCGUCCUCUGUAGAACUCAAAGCCAUUUGUAACCUGUGAUUUGAACUGAAAAGCAUAAACUCAUGAUCAUCA
Brienomyrus brachyistius is the source of this 2105-nucleotide messenger RNA. RefSeq names its product beta-parvin-like. NCBI's taxonomy places the organism in Eukaryota, Metazoa, Chordata, Actinopteri, Osteoglossiformes, Mormyridae. The transcript has 13 exons. The record is from RefSeq and is a predicted model, not a curated record. Gene Ontology annotation, cellular component: lamellipodium; focal adhesion; cytoplasm. Gene Ontology annotation, molecular function: actin binding. Gene Ontology annotation, biological process: establishment or maintenance of cell polarity; actin cytoskeleton organization; lamellipodium assembly. Bases 152 to 1174 code for a protein of 340 amino acids.